CUGAUUCCAGAUCAACAAAUCUCAAACAUAAAUAUUACAAUCUUUCCGGACGGAGUCUAAUCCAAGGGCCUUUUUCCUAUCAAUGAACGGAUCUAUGAGUAUUGGAAAGGAUUCAGUCUCGCUGGCCGUGAAAUCCUAGUUUUGAAUGAGUAGGUUUGCCGCAUCAAGUGUGAAGGAUUCGGUGUUGGCCGGAUGCUUUGGCGCUUUGGGCGGAUUCUUCACCAAAUCCACUUUCGACGCCGCUCUCCUCCAAACGCAAUGCCAAGAGCUUCUCGGGCUGCUUGAGACGCUCCUGACGGACUUCACACCAGUGGGCGGCCUCCAUUCGACGUGUGACCAUCGAUGGUUGAGUCUAACUCUUCACGGGAUUGGCCUCAUCCUCGUAAUAGUGAGUAAUUUGUGCAUGUGGCGGUAUUUUAACCGAGCAUUGCAGUCAUCUUCCACCACUUUAGAGGCUUCGUUGAUAACGACUGCGGCUAACCUUUUAUUCAGCGGUUUCUUUGGAUGCCUCUUCUUUGGAGAAUUACUGAACCAAAAUUGGUGGCUGGGCACUGCAUUCAUAUUUGUUGGAAUUGGACUUAUUGCAUUGGAACCGAAAGAGACUAUUGAAAGAGGCCCAUUGAAGUGUAAAAAGGAAUAAUCACAUUCCUUAGGCACACAUUAAUCUAUUGUAUCUGCCAAA
Messenger RNA from Tigriopus californicus, 682 nucleotides. RefSeq lists its product as uncharacterized. Gene Ontology annotation, cellular component: membrane. NCBI's taxonomy places the organism in Eukaryota, Metazoa, Arthropoda, Copepoda, Harpacticoida, Harpacticidae. Bases 146 to 640 code for a protein of 164 amino acids. The record is from RefSeq and is a predicted model, not a curated record. The transcript has 3 exons.